ACCACGCCACGCGUGCCUAGCCAGCCCGCCGGCAGCCCCCGCCGCUCCCACCGCCCCCGGGCCCCGAUGGACUGAAUGAAGGCUGCCUACACCGCCUAUCGAUGCCUCACCAAAGACCUAGAAGGCUGCGCCAUGAACCCGGAGCUGACAAUGGAAAGUCUGGGCACUUUGCACGGGCCGGUCGGCGGCGGCAGCGGCGGGGGCGGCGGCGGGGGCGGAGGGGGCGGGGGCGGGGGCCCGGGCCAUGAGCAGGAGCUGCUGGCCAGCCCCAGCCCCCACCACGCGGGCCGCGGCGCUGCUGGCUCGCUGCGUGGCCCGCCGCCGCCGCCAACCGCGCAUCAGGAGCUGGGCACCGCGGCGGCGGCAGCAGCUGCGGCGUCGCGCUCGGCCAUGGUCACCAGUAUGGCCUCAAUCCUGGACGGCAGCGACUACCGGCCCGAGCUCUCCAUCCCGCUGCACCACGCCAUGAGUAUGUCCUGCGACUCGUCCCCGCCAGGCAUGGGCAUGAGCAACACCUACACUACGCUGACUCCGCUCCAGCCGCUGCCACCUAUCUCCACGGUGUCAGACAAGUUCCACCACCCGCACCCUCACCACCACCCUCACCACCACCAUCACCACCACCAUCACCAUCAGCGUCUGUCGGGCAACGUCAGUGGCAGCUUCACCCUCAUGCGCGACGAGCGCGGGCUUCCGUCCAUGAACAACCUUUAUAGCCCUUACAAGGAGAUGCCUAGUAUGAGCCAGAGCCUGUCUCCACUGGCUGCCACCCCGCUGGGCAACGGUCUGGGUGGCCUUCACAACGCUCAGCAGAGCCUGCCCAACUAUGGUCCGCCGGGCCACGACAAAAUGCUCAGCCCCAAUUUCGAGGCGCACCACACUGCCAUGCUGACCCGCGGUGAGCAACACCUGUCCCGAGGCCUGGGCACCCCGCCUGCGGCCAUGAUGUCUCACCUCAAUGGCUUGCACCACCCGGGCCACACUCAGUCCCAUGGGCCAGUGCUGGCUCCUAGCCGAGAGCGGCCCCCUUCGUCCUCCUCGGGUUCGCAGGUGGCUACGUCGGGGCAACUGGAGGAGAUCAACACCAAAGAGGUGGCCCAGCGUAUCACCGCCGAGCUGAAGCGCUACAGCAUCCCACAGGCGAUCUUCGCACAGAGGGUUCUAUGCCGGUCUCAGGGGACUCUCUCCGACCUGCUCCGGAAUCCCAAACCCUGGAGUAAACUCAAAUCUGGCAGGGAGACCUUCCGCAGGAUGUGGAAGUGGCUGCAGGAGCCCGAGUUCCAGCGCAUGUCUGCCUUACGGCUGGCAGCGUGCAAACGUAAAGAGCAAGAACCUAACAAAGACAGGAACAAUUCCCAGAAGAAAUCCCGCCUGGUGUUCACGGACCUCCAACGCCGAACGCUCUUCGCCAUCUUCAAAGAGAACAAACGCCCUUCGAAGGAAAUGCAGAUCACCAUCUCCCAGCAACUUGGCCUGGAGCUGACUACUGUCAGUAACUUCUUCAUGAAUGCCCGGCGCCGCAGCCUGGAGAAAUGGCAAGAUGACCUAAGCACGGGGGGCUCCUCAUCCACCUCCAGCACUUGUACCAAAGCAUGAUUCAAGGACUCUCACCUGGGCACAAGUCACCUCCAAUGAGGACAACAGAUACCAAAAAAAAAAAAAAAAAAAAAAAAGCAAAACAAAGAUAUCACAAAGACAUCAGAGUCUUAGCUGGGGCCCUUCACUGGUGACUUGAAAGCACAAUUCUCUUGAAACUUCUAUUCUAGCUGUAAUCAUAGGCCAGGUGUUCAUUUUGUUUGGUUUUGUUUUAAAUGGCUAUGGAGUCCAAGUGCACGCUGAAAAUUAAUCUCUCUGAACCAGACACUAGCCUCUGAGCAUGCUAGGCAUCCCAGAGAUCCAAAUGGGGCCUUCUUGGAGUGAGUGAAUUACAGCAUGGUGUCAACCAAGCUCAGUAUUGCUGUAAGAGUCAACAGUCCCAUCCAGGCCCAGUCAUCCUCUUGUACUUGUUGCCCAUGAGUAAUAGUGAAAAUUUGGCCUGAAUAAAGACAAACAGUUUAGGAUUCCAAGACACUACGUUAAAAAAAGAAUUUAACAACAAGGAAGACCUCAUUUGCUUCCCAAGUGCUUAGCUUCUUUAUAACACAAUACGCUAAAAUUCUCAGCCAUAACAUUACAAAAAAAAUCAGAAUGGUAAUUAUUGAGCACAAGUUUUAAAUAUGAAAAUCAAUAAAAAUCCAAGGACCUGUUUUUUUCCAACUCAGGCAUCUUUUCACUGGAUAGUUUAGAAAGCUUCAAGUUGAUUUCACUUUACGAUUUUCCUUUCCUUACCUCCUGGAAAUCUUAUGUGGUCUUUUGGAUCCGUCGGGGGAAAAACAAAUCAGUUCACUUGAGCUCAAAGUAUCAAGCACAACGAAGAUAAAAGAGAAAUAAGGAAGGUUCUGGUUUCAAUGCAUCCAGUUUGACAAGGCGGUUAUCAUCUGUCUUCACUGUUGUGAAGUCAUUAGGGAAUCAUUGGGAAUAUGGCUUCAAGCACAUUUUGCAGUUUGUUACAAAUUCUGUUUGUACAUAACGCAGAUGCACACUCAGGAGGCCAACUUAACUGUUAAUAGUACAGGAGCAAAUGCAUCACCUAAAAAGAUCUAGAUUUUUUUAGAUCAUUACCAUGUCCUUGAUAUACUAGCCACCCAGUUCCUCCUAUGUGCAUUAGGGCUACCAUUGGGUUCAUUCUCACUCUUGCUGAUUUGUGUUAUUCCUAGCCCAUCCCAUUAGUUGGGGUGUUUCUAUUGUUUUCUAGAAAGAAACAGUUUAAUAAGCCACAUCCUGUCACCUCUUCCUAACUCUCUUUCAUCCUUGACUCAUCCUCAUAAGACAGUCGACUGAAUCUGGAGAGAACACAGCACACCAAAGAAGCAGAAAAUACUGCAAACCAAAGACAUUUAUUACCUGCCAUUUUCUAGCCUACAAAUACUGUGAUUACUUUUAGAGAUCAGAACACCUCUGUAACUCCGAGUGGCAUUCGGCUCUUGACGUGGGCUCACCAUCUGGCCGAGCAAACCAGCUAUGUCGAUGACAUUCGCCAAGCAUCCAGACAGUGGCUUCACCAUGCCAGCUCUGGUUGUCAUUUUCCCAUAGCGAGUAGAAAAGGGCCCACAGAACUCUGGGAGAUUACAAAGGUCACUAUGUGCAUAUUUACCAGUGAAUGGCCCCAGGUGGGCACCGUGGGGUGUUCAAAGGAAGCCAAACACUGCAAUGAUUCUUUACAGACACUUAAGACUGACUUUUGUAUGAAUUACUUAAUUGAAACCAAAGAAACUUUUUCUGCACCUACUUCUGCAACAAACAGAACUGUCCCAUUAACUGAGUAAAUGAUUCCACCAAUCACUGGAAAUCACCACCAAGGAAAGCACGCUAGAAUCAAAACAAAACAAAACCAAAAAACCAAAAAACACCGAAGACACACUGUGUUCAAACAGACCUCUUGGGACAUUUUUUUUUUGGAAGCAGAUUUGAAAGAAAGGGUUGAGACAAGAAUCAAAAUACAGAAGAGCCUCCGUGGCUGCUGCUUCUUUUGACAACUCACUCGGUAAUCUUAAAGUUGAAGAUUGUCUUUAAUUUGUGCCUAUGCAGUUUUUCAAAAGAACAUGGAACAGAGCAACAGAAACCUCAACAGCUACAAUACCAAAGAUGAGGAUUCUCACACCUUUUGUCUCAGUUCAUUACCUUCUUUUGCCUGGCUAAAAUACUUAAUAGCGCCGUUGGUCUGUACAAAGGUAAUUGAUUUUGUUUCUUUGAGCAACAAAAGGAAAGGGUCAUCUGUUUGAUUUCAUUGCUUCCCUUUAGUUUUGUUCUAUGGCUUUUUAUUUCACAUGGAAUCCCCCAAAGGUUCCAUGAACUCCAAAUUUGAGAUGUUGGGAUACUGAACGAUGUUCCCCUCUCUCUUCAGCAGAGUAUGGGAAAUACUAUUGUCACUUGAAUGUUCCUUACUUAACCCUUAGACUUGGUUGCUUCUAUGUUCAGAGUCUCAUCAUUAGGGAAGGGGAGGGGGAACAAGGGUCAGGGGUAGAAGUCUGGGUGAUAUGUCUUCUCCAGAGCCACAGAACCAAAGAAUUUAUAGAGAAAUUUACAACCUCAUCUUCAUGUGAUUGCCACAUAGUAACAGGGCUUCAUUUGGGGGUGGGGAAACAUGUAAAAAGAAUUGCCAGUUUCUACUUUUCUAUUAGCUUUUUAAAAAAAAUCAGCUGUAAAGUUGCAUUUCUAAAGAAAGAUAUAAAUAUAUAUAUAUAUUAAAUGUAUGAGUACAUAUAUAGACCAACCUGCAUUGGUGACAACCCAAAAUUUUUCCUGUCUAAAUUCAUGCCAUCUUUUUGUCAUAUACUCCAUUCACUGAGUUUCUCAUUUCUCAUGUCAUCUCAGAGUUAAUUUGCCACCAUGCUUGUCUGGCAGUAUUCACAUUCCUAUGUCAAUUUAUGGGAAAGGUUAAGCACUUCUACAUGUAACCUGCUGAUGAAUGGAUUCAUGAUAUAAAUGGGUUUUAUUUGUAUUUAGUCAUCUCUAUUCUAUGCCUCAACCAUGAUAAGCAAGGUUUCUCCACCAGAUUAACUCAGAGCUGCUGCUGCUGCUGCUAGCAAUGGGGGAAUUCAUCUUCUAUCAUUGCCAGGAAUGCUUAGUGCUCCAUUCGCUGUAGAGUAGAGCACCCAGAAAUCUAGUAGAUGCCCUAUCCAUCAGGGUAGUCUAGAUUCUUCUAAGUGAGCAGACCUACUAGGGAAUUCUCAUGGGGAAGUCCAGCUCCUAUUGUAAUAGGUUGAUCAGGUGUCCUCAGGGUAGUAAUUACAAAUUUGUAUUGAAAUCAUAGCUGCCACUGGGGUAGAACAGGGUUCUUGGGGGGAAUGUAGCUCAAUUCUGGAGGAAGGACAUACAGCAGACUGUGAGGAUAGUCCCAGAGUCCUGUCCCUGGAGAGUCACAUCAUUCAUUGUACUAUCUCUUUACUUGCCCAGUGUGGGCUAUCCUGUGUACAGGGCAUCAUUUCUAGACCAGUGUGGGCUGUCCUGUGUACAGGGCAUCAUUUCUAGACCAGUGUGGGCUGUCCUGUGUACAGGACAUCACUUCUAGAGCUGAGAGAAUGUAGCUCUGUGUGACUCUGUAAUCUGUCCUGCCUAGGGAAUGGUUUUCACUUUUCCCUUGUUUCCCUUUGUCCCUUGCUUAUACCAUGGACCCUUGGUCAAAUGACCAAGAGAAAGGCAUAUUUCUUCCAGAAAUCACUCCUAUUGCAUCUUGGCCAGGUAAAUUUUAACUUGGAUAAACACUAAAUGUGUCCUUGUGACUUGUGGCCAAUAGGAAUAGUGGUUCUCCUUGAAUACAGACUGAGGAACCAAGUAUCUUGUUUUGGUUGGUGACAGACACACUAAUUAACAGCAUUUGGGUCUCUACAUCCUUGGAAGAGAAUGGCAUGAAGAAAAAAGGAAAGAAUUUCCUUCCAAGAACUCUUGAUAAAUGUCUCACAUAUCUCAGAUCAUAUCAAAGAGAAUGCUUGCUUUAAAAAGGUUAUUUAUACACACACGUAUAUGUACAUGUGUCUGUGCACAUGUGUGUCAAAAUUUUAAGUAUCAUUUUGCUAUAUAGCUGAAAGAAGAAAAGUACUAUACUGAAAGGUUAUAGAAUUUAAUUCAGUGUUUUUUCCCAAAGCUUUAAAUUUUUUAUUUUAAGUUAAUACUUUCAAAUAAAAUAAUCAUUUGAACUUGGAUAUAGCCUAGAAUCCACAUCCUUAAUCCAAGAAAAGUUCCAGGCUGCCUCCGCCAUCAGCAACAGCUGGACACUAUAAAGUCAUAGUUCAUAACCCAAUUAUACAUUCUUGGGGUGACAGAAAUCCAAAUGCUAAAAACUACUGAGUGAAAGUGUUUUUCUUUAAGCUUUUGCAUAACUAAGCUUUUGUUUUGUUUUGUUUUCAGUGUGAUUUUAAUAAUGGAGAUUCAAUUCCUUCAUUCCCAGAAUUCUUCUAAAAGAGAGCCAAUAUAUUUAUUUUUUAAAGGAUGACAAAAAUAAUAAUAAAAUUUGAUUCCAGUAUUUAAAAAAUUCCCCAUAAUAUUAUAGAGCAUUUAGUUUGUGCCACAUAGUAAUACAGGCUAGUCUGACCUGGAAGAAAGAUCAGAAUUGCAUACCCAGCUCCUGUUUUUCCAAAAGCUCUUGGCAGUUUCUGCUUUGGAAAUCCAAUCUCAUUUCCACUUCAAGCUAAAGCAAAGGAAGUUAAACCAACAGACAGACAGACAGACAGACAGACACACACACAUACACACACACACACACACACACGGCAAGCAGUCAGUUUUUGAGCCAAAUAUUAAUAAUUUAAUUUUAAAUCAUCAGAUACUGUCCAUGUUGUGCAUCCAUGUUUUAGUGCCAGUAAAUUAAAAUUGAGUAGAUUUUUAAACAAAUAGGCACUAUUUGGUAGGUACAGAGAGGAACUGUCCCAUUCUCAAAAAUAUCGAGGGAUGUGUCUGUUAGUUUGAUACUAUCAAAAUAUCAUGGAGAUUCACAUUUGGAGGAAAUGGGUCUUCAGGAGCUUGUCUAAUUGAAAUUUUUCAGAAUCUACCAAGUUCCAAGGUUGUUAAAGAAUAAUAGAGUCUAUUCAAAACUGGGGAAAGUAGAUAGUAGCUGUGGUUAAUGCUGACCAUAUGAUCCAGACACUACAUUGACAACACCUCUUCUAGAUUCCUACCCAAUCAGAGCUGACUGUUUACUGUUCUGUUGAUGCUCUGAUUCAGACUUGCUGGCUUCACCCACUGAGUGGGAAGUGGAAGAAGGGCUUGAGCCUUUCUGAUGGUUAUUUGCAAAACUAGAUAGCUUAGCAGUUCUGUAUGGUUGGCUAACCAGAAAGUCCAGCUGUAAAAUAAGACAAAAUAAAUUUCCACUUAAGAAGAGCAGUACCCCAGGUGGUGACUUGAACUAUAGAUGUCCUAAUUCCUAAUUUCUAUCUACACUUUGUUUCUUUGCAAGGUAGGGGGCAAGUGUAGGUAGUUGAUUGGUCUGUUUUAGAAAGUCCUAAGUACUUAGGAUACAAAAAAAACUAAUUCUUAAAAUAAUAUGAGAUCUCAUAUACAUAGACAGACGCAAAACUUUUCACUAAGGCCCAGGGGUCAUGCGGUGAGUCCACAGGACAUUAAAUACUCAUCAACCUCAGUUACCCAAGUGACUAUCAGUUGUAGGGAAGUGAAAGGUAGAGUCUAGGCUCUACCUCUGUAGGCUUUGAGUUAGGUUGAUUGCUAUAAACCAGUUCAUAAUUUUUUACUGGAGAAAAAUGUAUGUAAGAAAAAAAUAUCACCAUAGGUUUGGUCAUUCCAUGGAAUUCAUCUAUUUGGCUCUAUUUUUAGCAGCAGGUGUUUUACAUAACAUAGAUCUUGGUAGAUAAGUUUGUCUGACACUUAUACAGUCUGCAGGCUUGGAUGUAUACAGAUCUAGAUACAUCUUUCAACAGAGAUCCUCAUGGUUGACUUUACAUUCACAUACAUUGCCCAAAGGUAUCUAGACUGUGUACAUGCAAGUGUGUACAGACAUGCUUAAUGCAUAUAUAUUGUAAUCUGUUACAAUAAAUAAAUUUCAAAUCAUCAUGCAAUAUGUAUGUGAUACUUUAACAAUGUACCUUGUCUUUAUUAUUUAUUGUAAUGCUGAAAACCAAAGUGCAGAAAUGUAAGCAAAAGUAUCCCACAUCAUCAUUCAUCAUUAUACUUGAAAUUACUUUCAUUUGGAUCCAGCCAAGACAAACAACUUACAAUGGAACAUUGAUAUUAUUUAAUUGUUUGUGUUAGAUGUUUGAUGACUUUGGUUGACUAGCUUUAUUCUGAAUCUCUCAUAACUAAAGCUAAAUCCAAAGACCUGAAAAGAACAAAAAGGGUGGGGGGAGCUGGGGGAUGCAGAGUAAAAUGCAAAUCAAUGGGAGAAAGUGGGCUCUGUUUUCCAGGGUUGAAACAAUGGUGGUGUGAUCUUAUGGAGGUUACAUUAGCUGGGGGGGGGGGUAGAAUUCCUCAAGUUUGUCACAUCAAAGUGGUCUUUAAUGUGAUAAACCUUCAGAAAUUAUACAUUGCUGCUUUAUUUUAACUUAGACUAUAGAAAGAAAUGACCCAUUUUGUUCAUCAGAAGGAAAAAAAGACAACACCUCCCCACCCCUCAGAUAUAUUUUAAUGUGUCUCUUUCAAUUGUGACCUAACCAGCUGUUAAUAUAAUUAAUUUAUUUAAAUUAGUUUCUUGUAUACUAGCUUGUAGGGUUUGGGUAAUUAUUUAAUUCUCUUUCCUUAGUUUGAUUUUACUCCGUGUUCUUAUUUAACAAAAAGUAGAGCAAUGAUGCAUCUGAGAUGCAAAACCCUAGCCGCCCUCUCCUCUAGAGGUGUUGACUUCACAAAGUGGUGAACUUCUGUUACAAACGGGGAAGAAACAUAGGUUACAGUGAAAAUGAAAAACAAUCUGGGGGUAUUCCUCCUCUUGGAUUAACUUUAAGGUGGUUUAAUGGUUAUUAAAUUAUUUAAUUUAAGUUCACAGUGCCACCGGGUACCAGGCGAACUUCACCUCUUAAUUACUGGGGCCCUCAGAGCCUUUCUAGCGUAAUUUAUUUAUUUAACUUAUUCGGCAUCUGUGACAGAUGCGCUGUAUAGUUUGUGUUUGUUAUUUAAAACAACAGAGAGCACUGCAGUUUGUUUGCUGUCAGAACAACAGAGCAGAUUUGUGGACAAGCAGUGACUGCUCAGCCUGAUCCUGCUUCAGAACACUCGAGCUGAGAUCCAACAUCACCAGCCCGGAUUUUGGGGCUUCUAUGUGGAAACUGGAAACAUAAAUUAAAAAAAAAAUCAUAAACCAAAAAGAGUGAACCCUUACACUAGCUGCUUCCAAGAAAGAACUCAGUGUGCGUGUAAAGCAACAAAACAAAAAGGGAAAAAAAGCAGAAAAAAAAGGAAAAAAAACGGAAAAACUUUUCUAUUUGUAGUGAGAACCAAAGAAGGCUACCUCACUGACUUUUUCCAUUUGUAAUUUUAAUCGUGUUGAUGACACCAAAGAUACCAAAGAUUCCUUUCUUGUGCGGUCUGCAUUUUGCUUGUGCUCUUUUAUGAUUUGAACUCUUCUUUCUGACAUACGGUAUGUACAGCCACAGCUCAGACACCCCAAAGAAACAAUGAUGUGUGCGAAGGUGGCUGCUGACCUGGAAAGGGAAGUUUUCUGUGUCUCUUGCAUUUGCCUGCUGCCCCCUCCCACAUGUUCAGGAUGCAAGAUGGGAUGCUGCUGUCACUGGAUUCUGUAAAGUUCCAGGUCCAGUUUGGUGCAGAAGACUGCUUGGAGGUGGCCUGCAGGCCUAGCUGUGACCUCUGUUUCCUGGAGCUGUCACAGGUGAAAGUGCCGAGCUACUGCAACUACAGAAAGAAGCGUUGAAUGGGAGGGCUAGAAGGGACCUUAGGACACAUUCAGUCACCACCCCAUCCCCGACUGUGACCAGGCUGAAGUAGUUAUCUAAGCCCCUAACCCCAGAGCUGAAGCCAAUCCUUGCUUCCUGGCUCCAGGUCCUAUAUCCUGCCUAUUCUGUGAUGCUCUGUGGAUUUGGUCUGACAUUGGUCACAUGCUGUCAAGUAGGAAGGUGGUAAUUCUUUAGCAAUGAACAGAAACUGUAGCUUAUGGAUUAAUUCUAAUAGGACUAGUAGCUUAAAGGAUUAAUCAUCAUUUAAGAAUACUCUCCAGGUAUCUACAUCUUACAUUAUGUAUCCAGUAUCAUGCAUGAUCUGUUGCUUAGUAAUAUGGCCAGCCUUGAACUUGGAGGGUUCACUCAGGGGAAGCAUAUUGACCCAAAUAGUAAGAUGGCUUUUGAACCAGACCUUCAAAAUUUUUUAAUAAAUAAGCUUGUAACCAGUGGAAGGAAAAAACUGAAUCUCGACUCAUUGAGCUUAAUUUCUAUGACUAUUCUAAAGUCAGUAUUUAUCAAGCAAGGGAACUUGAUUAUCGUUUCUGGUAGGAUAUUUUAGCUGUACGCUCUUUUGUUUGUUUGUUUUCUUUUUACCUAAGAGUGUUCCUAUUUAUUUUCUAGAUUAAUUCUAUGUACAAGCUAAAAGUAAGCCUUACAUUGUGUGAUGCUGAGAUGUAUUCCUUGUAAGUGAAAACUAUCCCAAUAUCAGAAGAAUGGAUAUACCAGUUUAAAUAAUGGUUAUGUGAAAUUACUAAUGUCCCUUUUCCCUUCUCAAAACUUAAUUAGUCUCCUUUAAGUUUCUUUAGAUUCUAUUAAAUGACUAAGUCACUAUUAAGAUAAUUCACCAAUGUGAUUGGAAUGUUGGCUGGUGACUCCUUUUUAGCUUUUACUCAAGUGGGAUUUAGGCACAUACCAGUUCCUAUUGCUAGUCUACAGAGCUCUUUAUUGAAUACUGUGAUUUUAUGUUUCACAUAAUAGUUAUCACUGAGCUUUUAAAGAGACUAUUAGCUAAAGCUAAGAAGGGAAGAUCAAUUAACUCAUCAGUCCAAUACACCAACAGAGUAUAGCUGAUAGAAGAAUUUAUAACAGAAUUAUAUACUAUGAAACACAGAUCCUUUCUCUCUUUUCCUCCUCCUUCUCCUUCUCCUCCUCCUCCUCCUUCUCCUCCUCUUCCUCCUCCUUUUUUUUUCCCAAACAGUCUUGGCUUUCCUGGAACUCACUCUGCAGACCAGGCUGGCCUCAAAUUCAAAGAUCCUCUUGCCUGUGCCUCCCUAGUGCUGGGACUAAAGGCAAGCGACACCACCACCUAGCUUCUGCUUUUUAAAAGACGGGGUCUUUUGUGGUCCAAGCUAGCCUUAAACUAAUUGUAUAGAUAAGGAUGACUUUGAACGCCCAAUCCUCCUGCCUGUAUGUCCCAUAGUGGUGGGACUACAAUUGUGAGUCACUAUGUCCAGCCAGUUAUCUUCUUUCUGAAGUUUGCAAGCUCCAUCCUGGCAUAUGUGAACAUCCUUUACCAUCUAGAUGGGACUAAAACUUCAUGUCCUCUGUAGACAAGGCAAGCCUGCAAGGCCUUCUUUCCAAGCAGCUGAUCACCAAAUUCCAAUGGGAAAUGAACUUUCUCAGGAUACCUGGGAGACAACAAAUUCACCAAGCAGCAGAGUAGGUCCCUUAAACAACAUCACCUUCCCGGCCUUCCUAUCACUGAGCCCCUAGGAGAGAGAACCCAGAAAGAGCAAUGGCAGCCUGGACACAGAAAACAUCUCAAUUGGCAGACCCCUCUUCAGCAACCCCCCCUCCCCCAGCCUCAUGCUUCACUUGCAAAGUGUGACAUAACCACGGGACGAGUGCCUUGCUUGAACCAAAGCAACGAUUUAGCCAGUCUGGACCUCUCUGUGCUUUUUUAAAUCCUUCCUGUGAAUACCUCAGCUUCAACUGGGCCUCCAUACAGUAAAUUGGUGGGCUUUAUCGUACUGCGGUGCUUUGCAAUGCAACCCUGCAAAGAACAAGAGUUGUACUAAUACCAAAGGUUCUUUCUCUACGUCUCUUCCUUCUGCCUCCCCUCAUUGCCCCCUUUUCUAGUCCCUCACGGUUCCAGAGCUUUAAUAUGAACCUGGGCAUGUUGGCAAUGCAGACCGCGCAAUUCCUUACCGAAUUUUCUCAGAUAUACCUCAUAGAUAAUAGUGUUUAGAGUAAUGUUAUUAUAGCGUAUGUAAUAAAUUAUUCACUGUUUCUUUUGGUAACUGUGAUUUAAAAAAAGAAAAAAGAAAAAAAGCUUUAUACAGUUUAGGUUGUGCUUUUGUAAUAGAUGAAAAUGUGCGCUUAAGAAGAAAAUGUAUGUUCUUUUUAUUUUUCUUCUCCCCCUUUGGAUUUUAUUUAUUCUGGAUUGGGGAAAGUUGCAGAAUGAGCCCAAAGUUUACAGUUUCAUAUUUUGCUGAAGAAACAAUCUGUGUUCAUUUGCUCUGUUGAAAAAAAAUUAUUUUCUACAUUUGUGCUAAUUGUUCUGUGUUAACAGUGUAAUAUUAUAAUUAGCAACUGCCAAUCAGUGCUAUAAUUUUAUGCAUGGAGCUAAAAAUUUAGCAGUGUGAUGCAUUGUGGUCUUAAUAGCAACAUUUUUCAUUUGUACUAGAUCCUCCCCUUUGGUUCAAUGAACAUUAUUUAUGCAUGGGCGUCUAUCAUUUGUUAGCAGUCGUGAACAGUUGUGUAUACAUUAAACUGUGAAAAAUGUACACAGUUUGGCCUCAGACAGUGAUAAUACUGGUUUUCUUGGGAGAUGUAUUACCUUGAAAAUGCUUUUACAUCUGCUGGGAUUUAAAAAUGAGUCAGACUGAAUCGGGUUUGAAUUGUAUAAUGAGAAAAGUCAUCCAAGUUGGAGUUAGCUUACUCGAACCCCAUAAUUUGGGAUCCUCGUGACCCAGAUAUAUCACUAUAUCUGAGAGAGUUGAAAGCGAGCGGUAGAGAGCAACUCACCUCUGCAUUUUUAAUUUCCACUAAAAGGAGUUUUAGUUUUAUGUUCAUGACCUCAGACCUAUUGGGUCAUCUAUACAACAAUGCUAAUUCAUCUAGGUCUCUCUUUCCUGGAUUUUCCCAUGGGGGCCAGCUUCUUCUAGGCUUCUGUUGUCAGUCUCCAGUUGAAAUGCAUGUAGCGCUGAUAUCAGUAACUCAUCUCUGGCCUUUUGGAACACUCUCACAGAUGACCUCACCAGUUAUUUGGGUGAAAAUAUAUGGUCAUUCCCCAAACAUUCAUUCAUGUGGCCCUGUAGUACUUUUCUUCCUUAGAGUCAGAAAUGACUCUAGAUUCCUUUUUACAAAGUUAUACCUAUAUUUUAAAGGGGAGUAUAAGAAUUUUAAGAACCGAUUGAGGAAAACCAUCUUGGUUUGAAUUCCCCAGCCUUGGAGUUCUCUCUAUCUCAACAAGUAUUUUCUGUCCCACUGGAUUGGGCAGACAUAUUCUUAUAUUUGGGUUCUGAGAUCCAUUCUUGAGUUUCACACCUAUUUCCUACACUAGCAUGCCCCCAUAAAGCCAAAGCAACUGCCAAGAUCUGCAGUUCUGCAGAAGAGAAUGAAGAUGAGGAAACAAUGGUGGGGACACAGCAGUCUGCCGUGUAGAGUACUGGAAAUCAACAACAGACAGCAGAGCGUUGCAUGUGUGUCUGUCAGUGAGUAUGUUAGAGAUGCUCUUUCAUUAAUGAUGCAAAGGAACGGCCUUACAAGUAGGUUGUGAUAAUGAAAGCUUUGUAAUGUAGUCUUUUUGUUUGUUUGUUUGUUUCCUUUCACUAAUCUGCCAAAGAUGGAAAUGGACACAAGAACUUUAAAAUCUGCUUUUGUAAGUCAGUUGUUGAUUGUAAUAGUGUUUAAUCUUCCGGAAAGCUUUACAUAUUCUUCUGCAAUAAGUCAAGUCACUCUUUGUUUCCAUAAGCUCUCUGCACACUCACAAGCCUGCACACUGUUCCUCAUGAUGCACAUGUUAUAGUAUCUACAACGUUCUAAUGCAUUUUUGAUCCAAAGCAGACAAGGGGUGUGUGAGACGCAAGCAUGCCUGGCCUUCUUUACUACAAGCAACACAGGGUCUGGCUCAUUAGAAUUUGCCAAGAAGACUUGUCUUAUGAAAUUUGAGGUAUAUUUUGUUAUGCUGUUUUAUUUCCUUUUUUUUUUAAACUGUGGAAAGUGAUACGUUGGAUCAAGUGUAAGCUGAGUUUUCCAGACAACUGAAGUAGCUACAUUGUGAAUGUUAUUUUGUUAUUAAAGGGUUUUUACUCAAUCUUUGUGCCAAUGAAUGUCCUUUUCCUUGGAAACACAAGAACCACAGAAUUACCUCUACUUGGCCUGGAUUUUCCUCCUGUGAAAGUGUGUGGAACUGGCCUGGGAAAUAAAUACUAAUGCCUGGCCUUAGAAGGUAGGUUUGGAGCCCUAGGGAGAGAUCUCCAUGUCUAUCAGCUUUCAAGAGGCCUGGGCCCAAAAUUUCCAGCCUCAGUCUCUCAGGACCCCGCCACCUCUCUCAGAACUCAUGAGUAUACCCCGGCAGGCAUAAAGGCAGAUCCCAGUUCAUACAGGAAAGGGAAGGGAGGGAACUUGGUGAUCUUGCAUUUUCGGUGAGCCAUUAAAUAGCCACCCACCCCAGGCUCCACCCAGGGGAAGCCUGGGCCUUCACUGAAGGACUUUCUUCCAUCUCGACUCGGGCAAGGGAUUCUGCUAUUCACUCAAGCCAGGAGGGGCCUCGUGCUAUCCGUAGACUUCCCAGCCACCCUCUGCAUACCGCUUAUCACAUCUAUCGUUUUUUUGAGGCAAUUCCUUAAGAAUCAAAGGUAUCAUUUUCAAGUGAUGGUAGCUUCACAAUUCUUAGAUCUGAAAGUGUGCAAGUGAGAAAAAGAGAUUCUUUGUCGUCUUGUAGUAUCUCAGAGGGACCAGGCAGGUUACUCAUACUGUGGACUGUGUUUAGGAGUUAGUUGAACCACAACUACAGAGUCUACCAAAAAAUCCGGCCCACCGAUGACUAUGUUAUUUCUGCUUGAAAGACCUUUGCAAAAUGGUUGUAAAACUUGGGUUACUCUUCUGUUUCCCUUACUUUGACUACAUUUGACAUUUAGCUUGACUCAGUUUACUACCUAGGUUCUUUUUCAGAUAAGGUCAGGGAGUCUGUGAUCUGAGGGGAAUAAGCACAGGCUACCUAGCUAACAGAUAGUCACAUAAUUAGAAAAGUUCCUGAAAGGUAAAAUACAACCCCCCCACUUUUUUUUUGCUGUGUUUUUGUGUCAUACAAGCCCAAACAAUGUGAGCCAGUAGCCUGUCAUGAAAGGUUAUAAGACAUCUGACUCAUUGGAUUUCCCAGAACAAGAACACAAGCUUUAGGCUUAAGAAGUUUGGAGCUGAGGUGGUGCCACACCUGAGGUGGUACCACAGCAUCUUAUUAGGUUCCUAUUAAUCCCCCUGUCCAAUCAACAAAUCUUUUUUUCCCCCUCAGUCCCCCAAACAGUUCAGUGUCUUCUCUACAAACCCGUGAUAUCAUAGAAUUGCAUGAACCAGGGGACUCAGGUACUGGCCAAUAUCCUAGUUAGUUCUGGGCUGCAUUUUCUCAAAGAAAGUGCUUCAGUAUGGUUACAAAGAAUGAGCCAGGCCUCCCUGCCCCCUUUGGUUCUACCAGGCCAGUGCUUUUUUAGCAUAGAUCCUUAGAAUUGUUCUGUUCUUGCUCAGUGAAUUCUUACUGCUCCCACCAAAGAGAAGUAAAAACAAGUUCCAAUAUAUUUUCUUUUAUCCAGUUUUGUUCUCAUGAUCCAACUCCUCGGUCCCCAGUAUGUUUACUCUUGGUUUAAAAAAACACUAUUUAAUUUCACAUGCUGUCCCUGUGUGCCCUUAGUCCUUCCUUCUAGUCUUUUGGUUGCUUUAUGAUGCCAUUUAAAGGUGACUGUCGUGAAAGAAAAGAGAGGGGUAAAGAAUUAGCCCCACCUCUUUUUAAAGUUUGGAAAUGGAGGAGAUCUAUGAUGUCACAAGGGUGUGGCUAUGGAGGAGGGGUGUGGCUGUGGAGUAGGGACCUCCUUGAUAGAGUCCUGGCUCUGUUUCCUGCCCUGGGUGGCCAUUCCAGGACUCUAACCCUUUAGGGGAAACCCAACUCCUUGUCAUGGAUCUUCAGCUAGACUCAGAGAGGCCAAGAGACUCCAGUCAUGUACAAAACCAUUAUCUCCAGGAAACUAGAGGAGGGAAACUUUAUUUUAAUCUACCUCCUUUAAGUCCCUUUAAUCAAGCCCUCUUGUGUUGAAAACCAUGAAAACAUAGUCCCUCCUAUUUUGAAACAAAGUUCCAGUGCCCAUCACAGUCUUCUUUCCUCCCUGAGUUGUGUUUCCAGGCCACACAGUAAGACACAAUGGGCUGAAAGAUUUUCCAGGGAUGGUCAGCAGGGUAUAUCUAUUCAGUGGCUGCCCUGAAAUCCUGGUGAGAGUGAGGAGCAUGCUUCGUUAUUGAGAAUGAGUAUUCAUUAUAUUCAUCAUAUGCUCAGCCCUCCAUAAGUCCCCAGUACUUUAUUUUUUGGAAGACAGAUUUCUUUGAAUGUUGAUUGCAUUUUCAAAACGGCUCAUUUCCCACCCUGAUGUAUGGGUCUGCAACACUGCUUACACUGGAUUAUUUCCAUUUUUAUUCCUAUCAUGAAAUGGUAGUGCUGUAAAUUCUACAAUUAAUGUCAAAUAAACUGCUUUAAUUCAUUGA
Mesocricetus auratus (golden hamster) is the source of this 16127-nucleotide messenger RNA. RefSeq names its product one cut homeobox 2 (gene Onecut2). Gene Ontology annotation, cellular component: nucleus. The transcript is spliced from 2 exons. NCBI's taxonomy places the organism in Eukaryota, Metazoa, Chordata, Mammalia, Rodentia, Cricetidae. Gene Ontology annotation, molecular function: RNA polymerase II cis-regulatory region sequence-specific DNA binding; DNA-binding transcription factor activity, RNA polymerase II-specific. Gene Ontology annotation, biological process: regulation of transcription by RNA polymerase II. The coding region runs from base 76 to 1596 and encodes 506 amino acids. The record is from RefSeq and is a predicted model, not a curated record.